AUGGCGUCCACCGCACCGGACGCUCCCCCACCACCCCGCUCCCGCUCUCCUUCCCCACCACCACUCGACAAGCUCACCUUGGAGAGCAGCAUCGCUGCGCGAUUACCCCCAGCAGCAUCGAGUCCCACACGCCCACAAGUACAGAUGACUGAAUCUGCCCCCAUCCUCCCAUACCACUCCCCAACGUCCCCAAUCUCCCCUGCCGCAUCACCUUCGUCCACCCUCGCCCGUGCUCAGCAAACACGGCCAACACCAGGCCUACCUGGCGCGUCCGCUGGCUCGCCGGCGUUGGCCCGUCCACCCUUGGGCGGAGUACGCCCCCCAGCUGGCCGUGGAAUGCCUGGUCCGAUGGGCAUGCGUGCCCCGGCAUCGAUGGGUCAGAUGCAGACCCGUCUCCCUCCAUCGCUGCAAGCCAAGAUGAAUAAGCUUGCGGCACAACGUAGCGGUGCACCGAGCCCAACGACCAGCAAUGGCAUGGGCCCCUCACCCCAGGCAACGUCGAUGGGUGCCCUCCUUCGUUCGCAGGCGAUGCGCGCCGCCCAGCCAGGCGGCACAACUGGCCCAAACGCGGGCCCGCUCGGCCUAGCUGCGCGCCGCACGAUGGGCCGCCCCGCAUUGAACCUCUCAGCGCCACCGACAGGUCUUCCGGGGCGUGCAGGAGGCAUCGCCGGACGCCGUGGUCCCCCCGGCGGCCUGUCGCUCGCGCAGAUGGGCGGCGGAGCAACACAUGAAGCGUCUGAUUCAUCCAAGUUCAGCGAUUUCAAAAAGAUCAUGGACCCGUCAGGCUCGCUCAAGUUCUCAAAGGCCGUGCUGCACUCGGGUGGCGUCGACUUUGGUGAUGGCCAGAGCUUCAAGAUCAACAUGGACGAGAUGGAGGUGCUCGGCGAACUCGGCAAGGGCAACUAUGGCAGCGUGCAAAAAGUGUUCCAUCGCCCAACGGGUGUCAUGAUGGCCAUGAAGGAAAUACGCCUCGAACUCGACGAGUCCAAGCUCAACGGUAUCAUCAUGGAGCUUGACAUUCUGCAUCGCGCCGUCGCACCCGAGAUUGUCGAGUUUUACGGCGCGUUCACGAUCGAGUCGUGCGUCUACUACUGCAUGGAGUUUAUGGACGCUGGCUCGCUGGACAAGCUUACCGGCGUUCGCGCACUACCUGCCAAGACGGCAACGGCCAACGACACCGCGGCACCGGCCGAGCCACAUGUGCCCGAACCUGUCCUCCGGAGGAUAACUGCCGCAAUCGUCCGUGGACUGCGGUUCCUGAAGGAUGAGCUCCAGAUCAUGCACCGUGACGUCAAGCCCACCAACGUGUUGAUGAACAGCAAGGGCGAGGUCAAGCUGUGCGACUUUGGUGUGUCUGGGCAGCUCGAGAAGAGUCUGGCAAAAACCAACAUUGGCUGCCAGAGCUACAUGGCCCCCGAGCGCAUCAAGGGCGAGUCGCAAAACCAGGUGUCCACAUACACCGUCUCGUCGGACGUGUGGUCUGUCGGCCUCAGCAUUAUCGAGAUUGCAACCGGAACCUACCCUUACCCGCCCGAGACGUUUGCCAACGUCUUUGCCCAGCUCACCGCCAUCGUCAACGGCGCAGCCCCCACCCUCCCGGAUACCUACAGCGCCGAGGCGCGUGACUUUGUGGCCAAGUGCCUGCUCAAGGACCCCAACACGCGCCCGACAUACGCACAGCUCCUGGAACACCCCUUCCUUGCCGGUACACACGCCGACGACGACAUCGACAUGGCCGCCUGGGUCACGGGCCAGAUGGAGAUGUACGCCAACCGACAAGUCGUGCCACUCGCCCACGUCGAGAUCGAGUAG
This is a messenger RNA of Apiotrichum porosum, 1812 nucleotides long. RefSeq lists its product as uncharacterized. The record is from RefSeq and is a predicted model, not a curated record. Gene Ontology annotation, molecular function: MAP kinase kinase activity; ATP binding. The coding region runs from base 1 to 1812 and encodes 603 amino acids. The transcript is spliced from 5 exons. NCBI's taxonomy places the organism in Eukaryota, Fungi, Basidiomycota, Tremellomycetes, Trichosporonales, Trichosporonaceae. Gene Ontology annotation, biological process: MAPK cascade; cellular hyperosmotic response; protein phosphorylation.